This is a messenger RNA of Cynocephalus volans (Philippine flying lemur), 3918 nucleotides long. It is a transcript of the gene PAFAH1B2, whose product is annotated as platelet activating factor acetylhydrolase 1b catalytic subunit 2. Gene Ontology annotation, cellular component: cytoplasm. The record is from RefSeq and is a predicted model, not a curated record. The coding region runs from base 141 to 830 and encodes 229 amino acids. Lineage: Eukaryota; Metazoa; Chordata; Mammalia; Dermoptera; Cynocephalidae. The transcript is spliced from 6 exons. Gene Ontology annotation, molecular function: platelet-activating factor acetyltransferase activity.
CGGAAGUGGAGGCGCUGCUGCUGGGGCCCAAGGAGGGACGCGCCGGAGCGGGGCCGCCGGGACUGAGCGAGCGACAGACGCGCCACUCGCCGACGCCGCAGCCGCUUGGGGCCCGCACGGACCCUCUACCUAAGUGUAGAAUGAGCCAAGGAGACUCAAAUCCAGCAGCUAUUCCACAUGCAGCAGAAGAUAUUCAAGGAGAUGACAGAUGGAUGUCUCAGCACAACAGAUUUGUUCUGGACUGUAAAGACAAAGAGCCUGAUGUGCUGUUUGUGGGAGACUCCAUGGUGCAGUUAAUGCAACAAUAUGAGAUAUGGCGAGAGCUUUUUUCCCCACUUCAUGCACUGAAUUUUGGAAUUGGGGGAGAUACAACAAGACACGUUUUAUGGAGACUAAAGAACGGAGAACUGGAGAAUAUUAAACCUAAGGUCAUUGUUGUCUGGGUAGGAACAAACAACCAUGAAAAUACAGCAGAAGAGGUAGCAGGUGGGAUCGAGGCCAUCGUACAACUUAUCAACACAAGGCAGCCACAGGCCAAAAUCAUUGUUUUGGGUUUGUUACCUCGAGGUGAGAAGCCCAAUCCUUUGAGGCAAAAGAAUGCCAAGGUGAACCAACUUCUCAAGGUUUCCCUGCCAAAGCUUGCCAAUGUGCAGCUCCUAGAUAUAGAUGGGGGCUUCGUGCACUCGGACGGUGCCAUCUCCUGCCACGACAUGUUUGAUUUUCUGCAUCUCACAGGAGGGGGCUAUGCAAAGAUCUGCAAACCCCUCCAUGAACUGAUCAUGCAGCUGUUGGAGGAAACACCUGAGGAGAAACAAACCACCAUUGCCUGACUGGCUACCGUCAGUGUUAAUAGCAUCCCAGCUUCCUCAGAUCAGUUAUAUCACUGGCACUACAGAAUCCUUCUCUUUCUUAAAGCACUUUGCAUUGUAGAAUGUUCCUGGAUGUUCAUAUCUAGUGUUUGAAGGGGAGGAGGGAUUUAAACUGGUCUUGUACAUAGAAGGUUUGUUUGACACAGGAAAAAAUUAGCCAAGGAAGAUUGUUGUUUAAAUUCAUUUGAAACCAGAGGGGACUUUUUAGUUGUAUGUGUGACACAUUUAUUGAAUUAUUGCUGUUUUUCGUAGGACAGCAUCGAACCUAAGUACUGAAUAAUAUGAAGAUUCUUUACUUGGCCUUUCUUUCUAUGGAUUAUGUCGUAUAUAAUAAUUAUCAGAAUCACACCUACUUGGCUUUAAAACAUGGUUUUUUUUCCAGCUUUUAAGGUUUAUAAUUUAGCCUUUUUUCGUUUUGCUUUACUCAUAUGUAUCCUCAAUGUUUAACAUCAGAUUGAACAUGCUUGUCAUUCAAAUAUGGGAGAUGCUGUAGUUACAAGUGAGUUUGUUCCACUCUCUUGAUCUUUCCCAUGCUUAGCAGUGCAAAAUAGGUUUUGCCCCAUUCAGGGCACUCUUUGGAGGGUAUUAUUUUUAUGCUGCUGAAUAUCAUGUCUAUAGCCUUUCCUCCCCUUUUCCCUCAUUCCUUUUUUUUUUUUUUUUUCCCCUUCUUUUUUUUUUGGUCCUUGUUAACAUUACAAACUUUUAACACAUUUUUUACCUAGGAGCUCUGUUGCUGGAAGUAUAAGUCCCCAGCCACUUACUCUCAUUAUAUUACUGAUAUAUAACUCAUUCUUGUGUGGUGUGUGUUCUGUGCUAGAGUCUGUGUAGUGCUAUUCAUAUUCAGAGUUCUGGUUUGGUUUGCUUCUUUUUCCCUUAAAACCUGUUACAGUUUCCUUUUUUAGAAAAGAAAAAUCAGAACUCUGUUUUCCAUUCCAUAAUGCCUGAUAUUAUUUCAAGUUUUAUAGUAUUUUAAGGUGUACAUUUUAUUAUUUUAUUGGCUUAGUUUUUAAAUUAUGUCAGUUCAAAAAAAUUUGGCUUUUUCCAUGGGGAAACACAUGAAACUGCUCUUCACAAUAGACAUUCUACCUUUAUCCCACCAUUUUAGUAAAAAACUAAGUUCAUUUAAUUUUUUAAGGUUCCCCAUUAAUGUAUCUUCAUCUGAGAAUUUGUUUCAAGAGAGAGCUUUAUAAUCUUAAUGUUUGUUGAGCUAUAAGAACUGCCAUUUUAAAAAAAUAAUGGUUCAACAGAUGGUUUAUUGUUCAGUAUACCUAUGGAAUAUGUAUGAACUGAAUCUGCAAGCAGAUAUUUUAAACUGGACCAGGUGGGUAUUGAAGUAACCCAUUAAAAUGUGCUCUGCAGUGAUUCUGCUUAAUGUUCAAUUUUAAUAACUAAGUUAUGUGUUUUAUAUUAUACUUACAAGGCAAAUGGGCAGUACUUUUGUGUGUUGGAGGAGGGUUGCAGAUUUGUGCUAAGAUUCUCUUCUGUUUGAGAAGGAUAGAACUUGGGCUGAUUUUUUUCUUGGCAAGCUUCUAGGAAUUAUUUUGGUUUUGUUUUUUUGUCUUUUUUAAAAAAUACUUUUCUGAAUGUAUCAUGUCUUCAUUAAUAACAGAAAAUACAAGGGUACUUCAAAAAGUUCAUGGAAAGAUUCGUAUUAUAAUUUCAUUUUUCCGGAGACUUUUUGAUGUACCCUCAUACACAUGGUGUUUACUAAACUUGUUUACUGUAUUAAAAUUUUUUUAUUUUUCAUAGCCCAGGUUCAUGACUUUGUCAAGACAGGCUUUUUCUUAGGUGAGGUAUAGUUGUAAGAGGAGAAUUAAUUAAGCCAGAAUUUUGUGUGUUUCCUAUCCAGGUAUUCUGUUUGUCAGAGGGUGGCAUUACAAUCCAAACAAAUCCAUUAGGUUAUUACUGUAGCAUGCGCUUUUAGCUCCUCUCCUGACUGAGGAUCAAAUAUUCCUUUUGUGAGCUGGCCUUCAGCUCCUUUGCUUUGUGUAUAAACUUCAGAUGUUACUACAUUUUAUAUCUACCAGAGCUAUUCAAGCAAUAGUAUUUGAACCACUAGCCUUUUAAAUAAAAUUCUUCCCCAUUACUAACGUGCAGAUAUUGAGUCCACUUUCAUUUCUUGCCAGAUUUCUUUGCACUGCUUUAGGCAAAAAGUGUUCAUCUAUAUUCUUUGAUUAAUAUCCCAGUUUGUUUAGUGGGAGAACUUAUUGCUUAGUCUUUGUACAUUUUUUUUUUUAAUAUAUAAAUUUGAUGCACUGUCCAAGUGAAAUGUCGUAGUUGUCAUUGUGAUUAAGGGGCCAACUUUCCAGGCAGCUAGCAGAGUAUUCUGUUCCUCUCCCAGCAAAUUUUAAUUCCUUUGCCCACUCAUUCCUGCUGCACUAGAUAGAUGGCAGCCAGUGAUGAAACUAUAAAGAUGUCUGUGGUCUUAUCCCAAAUGAAGAUGUACUGCCAAGGGUGUCCCAGGGCAGGUUGUUUUGCUGCCCAUAUAUUCUAGAUUGCCAUGGGCAGUGCUCUGGCUACCACCUUGGGUGUAUUUGGACUGUUGAGGACAUCUGCCUGCCUAAACCUGAAUCUUUUGUCAAAAACCUCCAACAAAACAAAUCUUGAGCAGCUCAUGCCCUGCUCUUAAGAAUUCUGUCUCUCAUGGUUAAAAAAAAGUUUCAACUUUUUUUUUUAACGUAGCCACUGUUUACAGUUGUAUGCUAAAGACUGAAAUAUUGUCUGCUGUGGUGUAUUAGCAUUGCCAAUUUUAUAUUUAUUGCAGUGAAGAAGAAUCUAAAAAUAGAUGAAAUUGAGGAGCAUGUCCACGUUCCUAAAUCUGUGUGGGUGCAUGUGGGAGAAGUGAGUUGGGGCCUCUUGAAAGGAGGCUUUUUGGAGAGGGGUCCCCCCAAGCUUCUCCUUGCUGUUCCUGCUUGGGGAUCACUGCUGCUAGCUGACUGGACCUCCCCAACAGAAGUUUGUGAUUCUGCUUUGGCAAAGUUUCAUUGACUAGUAGAACUCAUUCUGUUUUAGUGUAAAUUUCAAUAUAAAUGUAAACAUUUCGCUCAAA